AUGUCUGCCCGCUCACUCCUCAACUCCGCCUCCAAGGCCCUCCGCCCCUCCAUCCUCACCCAAACCGCCACGCGCAGAACCAUCUCCCAAACCCCCCGUCUCCUCCUCAAAGAAUCCGCCUCCUCCGACCCCAACGCCUCAAACUACGAGCACCAUAAACAAGACUCCCUCUCCAAGCAGAAAAAGGGCCAAGGCCAUUGGAAGCCCGAGCUGGCGUCGGUGAGCGAGGAGAGCGUGAAGGCGGACCGAAUGGCGCCUGAGGAGGCGAGCGAGGCGGCUAUGAAGAGGCUGCAGGAGCAGACGAAGGGACGGGCGGAGGAGACGAGUAAGAAGGGGACGAGUAUGCGGGAUGGGUUGUAA
This is a messenger RNA of Dichotomopilus funicola, 360 nucleotides long. RefSeq lists its product as uncharacterized. The record is from RefSeq and is a predicted model, not a curated record. NCBI's taxonomy places the organism in Eukaryota, Fungi, Ascomycota, Sordariomycetes, Sordariales, Chaetomiaceae. The transcript is spliced from 2 exons. Bases 1 to 360 code for a protein of 119 amino acids.